Lachancea sp. 'fantastica' is the source of this 3153-nucleotide messenger RNA. The record is from the annotation of a GenBank genome assembly. NCBI's taxonomy places the organism in Eukaryota, Fungi, Ascomycota, Saccharomycetes, Saccharomycetales, Saccharomycetaceae.
AUGUCCCAUCAACUAUCAGAAGCAUUCCUGAGAAUUAGACCAGCGUGUAUAGAGCUGUCGGGAGAAGCUUUCUUGCCAGCAGCUUCCUUCAAUCCUCAGUCUACAUCAUUACUUAAUGCUCUUCGGUCAGUAGAACAUGAACUUGAGAAAUUAGAGGAAAACAAGACUUUGGCACCAGCAUUUGCGGAUUAUGUGUUUGUUCCCAUAGCACACUUGUUGCAACACCAAGGCUUAGGCACAAGCCAAACAGAACUUGUUCUGCUCAUCAUUGGACACUUAUUGUCGCUGUCAUGGUCAUCAGUGGGCACAUUUCCGUUAGCAUUGGCACAGCAGCUCUUUCCGCUACUCACUUUCCUAAUCAGCAAUGACAAGGAUAACAAGGAAUUGCUAGCCAAGCCCAUGGAGUUCCAGCUGGCUGGAUGCAUCGCGCUAGACAGACUCUUCGAAGCACUGGCGGUACAGAAAUCGAACGACGUGUACAACUAUUUCGUUGAUCCCAAGGCUCUGCCUUCUUUAGGGCACUCUGUGACAAUCCUUCUUGAUGUCCUGCAAAAUAAUGAUGACAAUGCCGAUGUACAACUUCAGGCCAUAAGAGCUUUGCACACACUGUAUGUUGAGUUAUUGCAUGAUGGCGAAAUCAUCUCGUUCAUUUUGCCUGGCAACGUUUCCGCAUUCUCGAAAUUACUACUGAAGCCAGGAUUGACCGUAAAAUCCAGUGUGGUGUGCUCAACUCUGCGGCUUUUCGGCGCACUACUGUCGUUGGUAUACUCUGACACAGGCCUGCAUAUCGCCAAACUUCCUGCUCCCGGUCUGCAACAACGACUGGCUGAGACGAAAGAAACCACAGUGAUCAACAGGAAGAUUGACGAGAGCUCGUUCGGGAAAACACCUUUGCAUAGGAAUAACAAGUGGCUAACUGCAACAACUGGCCAGGUGAAAACUGCCCUGGAAGCGGUCCUUCCAAAGCUUUUACACAGAGAGAGUGCUAGCAUCAAGAAAGCUGUCAGGGAACUCUUAGAGACCCUUUUGAAAAGCUGCCACGUUUCCCUCAGUAAUUGUCUUGAGCUGUUUAUCGCCACUUCUUUGGACGCUAGAGUGCCGCCAUCGGUGCUAGUGGGUUCACCAGAAAACUCGCAUACCCUCAAACGCAUAGUGGAAAAACAAAUUUCGGAGUUUCCCCGAGCUCUGCAAUUCGAGAGUGUAGAUGGCCUCAAGAGAUUUGGUUUGGCCAUAUCGGCAAUGGAACAACAAAGUGAUCGCGAUUUUGAAAUGAUAGGCAGGGCGGUAUCCGUACUUCAACAAUCUUUCAGCGAAUACCUCGAACAAAAAAAUCUGCGUUUCAGUGAACGAAAAGUUGUGGAGCAAAGCUCUCUGGUAAUCGUUGGACAAGAACUUUUCACUCAGACUACCCAAAUUCAACAACUCUUCCCCAAGGUGUCAAAGAAUCUUGAAGAUACCCUUUCUGAACUAUUCCAAGCCAUUGGUUCGUACUGCGGCAAAGCUCAAACAGACCGUUUGGUGACAGAUCUUUUGACCAAGAGCUACGCAGAUGAAGCUCACGGCAAAGCGAUGGGCACAUGGAUAUCGAGCCUUCUGAUCAACGGUUUUACGAAACAAGCCAAUGCGACAGGUGAUACUAUGGAUGAGUUUCUAGUACUCGAAAAUGAAAGCAAUGAUGUACCAGAAGCAUGUUACAUGGUGUUGCAAAGCAGUAUAGAGAUCCUAAACAGCUUGUCACAAAAUGGACAUCAGAUCACCAAGAAUGAUGAACUUGACGCCAUGGUGAGCCUUUACGCCAUCAAGCUGAUGAAUGACUCGAUGAAUGCAGAGUUCGAAGAAGAGCUUAUCGAUUUGCUCUUCCCCGUGGUCGAUUGCUUGGCCUCAUCGUCUCCUGCAAUUAGAAAUGUUGCUCAGGUAACUACUAUGGACAUUGCACGAGCUCAUUACGGAGGUUCCGUCCGCGACCUGAUUUGGGAAAACAUGGACUAUCUAAUUGACGCUAUUUCCACCAGACUGAGCAAUUGCAUGACGCAGAGGAUUGCCACCUUGCUCAUGGUAAUAUGUCGAAUUGGAGGCUACGAUACGAUUAGAAGUUUUAAGGACGUUCUUGAGACAAUCUUUAGACUUCUGGAUUACUAUCAUGGUCAUGAGGAUCUAUGCAUAGAGUUUUUCCAGCUGUUCGAUAUUGUCGUCAAUGAGAUGGCCAAAAGAUACCUAUGCGGAAAUGAGAGUAUGCCCAAGCUAGAAUCAGGCGAACAAGGCCGGGGCGGUUUUCAGAACUGGGGACUCCGGAACAUACAGGAUGUUAUGCGCGUUCUGAGCGAGCUUGAAAAAUACAGCACAGCGGGAAAUCCAGCGCUCGAGGAAGAGGAUGUAUCCGGUCCUGGUAACUUUGAUGAAUUUUUCAAUUCCAAGUUGAGAGAAGUAGAUAGCGAUGAUGAGGACGACGACGACGACGACGAAGACGACGAUAACGGCGAUGACAACGAAGAAAUGGCAGAAUCUCAAAACUCAACGAAGGAGAGCGGUGCUCUUCAUGACUCUGAAAAGUGGAGCUCCCCCAUCCCGCGUGACUCCUACCGCUUGCUACUGCAGAUUGCAGGAUAUGGUGACAGACUUUUGACCCAUGAGUCGCGCGCUUUAAAGGUACAGAUCUUGCAAUUGGCACGUCAUGUAUUCCCCAUGCUUGCCACAGAAUAUGACAUGCUUCUUCCGCAAAUCGCCAAAUCGUGGGACCUUAUCGUGCACAUUUCAAUGAGUGCGGAUUUUUCACUGGUGAAGCCGGCACUCGAAUGUGUGACAGUAAUGAUCAAGCACUCCGGUGACUUUGUCACCAAAAGGUUUAUCGAUUUGUGGGGUGCUUACAAGAAAGAUUCCGCUCUUCUACAGAGUGUCAAUCGAAAACAGAAAAAUGCGGGAAAUAUGAGGGUUAACGCACUCACCAAGGCCGACACGCUGCCUCCUAACAUUACUACAGAAGCGCUUAAGUCCAUGGCCGAGAUGCUCUUGGAAGGAAUCAGCAGAACAGAGCUAUUCAUAUCCGAUGUCCAGCUUCGAGAAAUGGUUUACGUUUGCUUGUUGGUUUUACCGGCAGAAGUAGUUGCAUCUCGUUCACUUAUUCUGGGAGAUAUGGUGGCAUCUUGUCUGGUAUAA